Messenger RNA from Striga asiatica, 818 nucleotides. Lineage: Eukaryota; Viridiplantae; Streptophyta; Magnoliopsida; Lamiales; Orobanchaceae. The record is from the annotation of a GenBank genome assembly.
AAAUUUAAAUUAAAAAAAAAAAAUGCAGCAAAUAAGUUUCUCCAAAUUAAAUAAAUGAAAACAAAAACACUAGAAUUUUCUUCUGUCCAACUAUGAUCAAAUAUAUCUUCUUCCCCCACCAUGGAUCAAGCAGAACAAGCAUACACAUAACGGCCUUAGAUGGGACGCUUAACGUGAACUCAUUGUUCACUUUGGCCGUCUUCCUAGGCAUCUUCAUCAACCCGGCGGACCCCACAAGCAGCCUUGUGGGGACAACUGCCUGCGCCGCAAGCUCGACUGUGGCCAAGCAAUUUGUGGAGUUUCACGUCUACUCAUUCAGCUCCUUCCUCUUUUCCAGCCUCAUUGCAUCUUGCCUUAAGCUGGCCAUAAGGACCGAUGAUGGGAUUCAUAGACCCAGUGCGGGGCACGUUAAUCUGCGGGUUUUGCGAGCUGGGAUUUUGGCAACGGCUUGUGGGUCAGUGGUGGGGUGUGCAUUUCUAGGACUGGCUCUGGUGAACCUGAUGCAGAUCAAGCUGGGCAGUUUGGGUUGUUGGGGAUGGCACACGUUGGGGGCUAUUGGCCCACUCGUGAUUUUAGUACCCGUUGCACUUCUUAUUUAUAUAUGUCUCUUGUGUUAUGCUUUCACAAGAUAGUUAUUUUUUGGUGAAACAAAUUUUGCAUUUAUGACAUCAAGUCUUCAUCUGUGUCCUUUUCUGGUGUUUAGUUGUGUUUCACUUUAGACUCCAAUGAUUUGAAUGAAUGUUGUAAGAAUGUGAGGGAACAUUAAUAUAUUUCUUGUAUUAACACAUGAGUAUAUACAUGUAUAUAAAGGCAUAAGA